Ostertagia ostertagi is the source of this 327-nucleotide messenger RNA. The record is from the annotation of a GenBank genome assembly. NCBI's taxonomy places the organism in Eukaryota, Metazoa, Nematoda, Chromadorea, Rhabditida, Trichostrongylidae.
AUGUGAUCUACUGCUCGCCAGCUCUUAGAUGCAUUCAGACGGCGUAUGCCGUUAAACAAGUAACCAAAUGUAAAGCCCCAAUAAGAGUAGAACCCGGAUUAUUCGAAAGCUUCAACAAUUAUCCGAUGGGCCUGCCGGAAUUUGCAACUCCGCAACAACGAGCUCAGUUUAAUGUUGAUGAGAAUUACACGCCUCAUACUAAACUUGAAGAUUUGACGUGCUGCAAAAAUGAGACAAACGAUGAUUACAAUACCCGCGUUCGCCACUCACUGAUUCGCAUCUCUAAAAUCCACGAAAUUAGUUCUUCGAAAAAGGAUCAGCUUAUAC